AUGGAUUUCACCGUCAACUACCACCACAACCACCACUCUACCAACUCCCCUUCCUCCUCCUCCACCUCUUCCUCCAAUCCCCACCCCACCACCACUGCCACCGCCACCACCACUGCCUCCGAUCACGACCCUAUGCACUCUUGGUGGGAGUCUGUCUCCAAGGCCCGCUCUCGAAUCCUAUCUCUAUCCAACAUUUUCUCUUCCCUUUCUUCCUCUUCCUCCUCUUCUUUCUCUCUCUCCUCCCUCGCCGACUCCGACCGUCCCGCUCUCUCUCUUCUCUCUUCCCCCGAGGCCUUCUCCCUCAUCUCUUCCGCCCUUUCGGCUCCUUUCUCCGGUUCCGGCUCAGAUCCCCUCUGCCAAUGGCUUUACGACACGUAUCUUUCGUCCGAUUCCCAUCUCCGUCUCAUCGUCCUCUCUUUCGUCCCUCUCCUCUCCGCUAUUUAUCUCUCUCGUCUCCAUUCCCACGAAACCUCUUCAAUUCCUUCACUCUCCGGAUUCGAAGCCGUAAUUCUCGCGAUUUAUAGCUCUGAAGCCAAGUCACGUGGGGGGAAAGCCUUGCUCGUUCAAAUCCCGGACUUAUCUCAACCCUCACUCUACCACACUCCUCGAAACAAGCCCACUAAGUCAGCUAAGGAGAAAAAAUCUAGGCCGUCCGUUGGAGUUUUAUCGGCCCCUUUGGAGCCGCAGAUUGCUGUGAAGUCAACGAAGCGUGCUUGUAUUCUUGGAACCGCUUUUGAUUGUUAUUAUAAGCAGAUCUCGCAGAUGCCGAGUUGGUCCAAGCUUGAAUUUUGUAAAUUCGCGGCGGUGUGGGCUGGGCAAGAUUGUGAUUGUCAAAAUAGGUUGGAUUUUGAGGGUGAAAAUGUGAACGGCCAUGGCCAUAAUAUUGAUGAUUUAGUUGUUGACGGUUUGGAGAAACUGGGAAUUGAAGAAAAUGGGGGUGCAAAUGGAAAUGUUGAAUUGAAGGGAGUGAGGAUUCCUUUACCUUGGGAAUUUUUGCAGCCUGUUUUGAGGAUACUGGGGCAUUGUUUGUUGGGGCCAAUGAAUUCUCAAGAUGUUAAGGACUCGGCUUCCCUUGCUGUUCGGCGAUUGUAUGCUAGGGCUUCUCAUGAUUUGGUCCCUCAGGCGAUUAUAGGGACCAGGAGUUUGAUUCAGCUUGAUAAUAGAGAGCGAGCUGCUGCUGCUGCAAAGGCCUCUGCUGCCGCCACCACCGAGGCUAAUUCAUCUUCCAAUGUCAAUACACCCGGCAAGGUGAAGAAACCUGAAAUUCUUUUGGUUUCUAAGUGA
This is a messenger RNA of Pistacia vera, 1284 nucleotides long. Its product is annotated as protein MTL1-like. Gene Ontology annotation, biological process: phosphatidylinositol phosphate biosynthetic process; protein localization to plasma membrane. The record is from RefSeq and is a predicted model, not a curated record. Bases 1 to 1284 code for a protein of 427 amino acids. The transcript has a single exon. Lineage: Eukaryota; Viridiplantae; Streptophyta; Magnoliopsida; Sapindales; Anacardiaceae. Gene Ontology annotation, cellular component: plasma membrane.